Molecule: messenger RNA, 6449 nt
Organism: Chlamydomonas reinhardtii
Lineage: Eukaryota; Viridiplantae; Chlorophyta; Chlorophyceae; Chlamydomonadales; Chlamydomonadaceae
Exons: 4
Coding region: 171-5204 (1677 amino acids)
Source: RefSeq, a predicted model, not a curated record
UUUCUUGUCAACACACUGAUUUUCAAGCAGUUGAUGCAUUACAACCCUUGAAGCCGUGCAUACUUAUGAAAUAGCGAAGUUGGACGCUCUGCGGCCUUGGGACGGGCCCGUCAGAGCCCGGUCUCUCGGCCAAGGCAAUGCUUUCUCGUGCUGGAGCAGGCGCAGCAGACAUGGCAAAAGGAAUGGAGAGUACCAGUGAAGCAGCCGAGCCAGCUGCUGCCCAGGCAGAGCCUGCAGCCCCAAUUCAGUCUGGCGCUUUGAGCACAGUCGCAGGCGUAAAGCCUCGGCGUGGUCCCUCGACAGUUUACCGUGGCCGGAGCGCGAAGAGCCGGGCCCAUAUACUUAGCCGGACCAUCAUCCUGCCUCGAGCGCUUGUGUAUUGCGAGGAACCUCCCGGGUUUGCUGCACCAUUAGCUGCAGAAGCUUCGCAAAGUCAGGAGACCUCGGCGCAGGCAGCUGGUGGGGGCCGAGAGGCCGCUGGGGCGCCCGCCGUGACUUUCGCGCCUGCGGCGUCCACUCCACCCGCGUCCAGCCCUGCAGCUGCCAAUGCGGAGGCGCCGCCCGCAGCACCGCCGCAGCCACCUGCCCCAGCACCAGCGCCGGCCGCGCCGGCUGCUGCACGCGGUGCCGCGCCGGCACGCGUAGCCGCUGCAAACGCAGCUGCACUGGCCAAAACCCCGGCAGCCUCCGGUAGCCGGGGCAACGUAGCUGCCUCGGCCGCUGCGCAGUCAGCGUUGGGAUCCGCAGCUGCAGCUGCCAAGUCGGCUUGCCCAGCGGCAUCACUGGCUACCGCCACGCGUGCACAGAUGCCGGCAGCCAGCCCCACAGGGGCCGCAGCGCCCGCGACCAGCCCGCCGCCCGCUGCGCCACUGCCCACGCCGUCCCCUCGCGCCACUCGGGCCUCCCUAACCGCUGCUGCAACCUCCCCCGCCAAGGGCACAGCCCAAACGCGUGGGGCGCGUGCAGCCUUAGCAAGGGUCGCAGCUGCCACGGGGCCUUCAGCACCACGUGCAGGCACACCUGCUGCUACUGCCGCUGCUGCUGCGGAGGUUCGAGCUGCUCGGCAGCGGCCGCAGCAGCUGGCUGACGCACAACCUGCGGCGUCCGCACAGGCCGCGGCGCCGUCAUUGACACCCGCACGGACACCAGCAGCACCGCAGCGGCCGGUGCAGGUGUCGAUGGCUCCCGCAAGCGCAGGCGCCAAGGCCGCUGCAAAAGCGCCUGCAUUGGUGGCAGCAGAGCCUGUGGUGCAGGCCAGCAGCGGCGAAGCCGACGACGACGGGAGUUCGGGGUCGGGCUCGGGGUCGGAUACGCUGGUGGUGGAGCUGUCAACUGCCAGCCCCCGGACGUCGCCGGAGGACCCCGCCCGCGCGGCACGGCUGCGGCAAGGUGCUGCGGCUGCGGGCGCCGCAGGGCUGCCGGCGGCCGCAGCUGCGACUUUGCCGAUGGAGCAGGACGAGCAGGGGCUAGGAGUGGGUGCCAGUGGCUCGGGUGUAGCGGGCGACGCGGCGGAGGUUGGGGCAGCAGCGGCGGUGGGGCCUGCAGUCCCAGCAGGAGGGAAGCGCGCGCGGGAAUGGGCUUCAGGAGAAGGCGGAAACGUCGAGGCUGGUGAUGGACGGCGAGUGCUGCCACGCACGGAUCAGAGCCACGCGCACGUGUCCAGCUGUGAGGAUGGCGCCGCACCCGUCGCGGCUGGAAGUGACCAGGCGCAGCAGCAGGUAGACGACAGGGCACGCGCUGGGACUGGUACCGGCCACAAUGAGCAGACGAAGGCACAGACCGCAGCGCAGCCGCCGCAGCUGCGAACGCUGAAGCGAGUGCACCUGGCGUUUUCGUCCGCCGCCGCCGCGGCGGCGCCGACGCCUGAAGCCGGCUGGGCGGCGGCGCAGGGCGAAGCGCACGCGCAUGCUGCGCGAGGAUGUGUGGACGGCACAGCAGCGGCACAAGCAGCAGCGGGACCGGCAGGCGGCACUCAAGGCGGCCUGGCACCGGCCCGACGCCCUAUAGUCGCGGAUCACGCGGGCCACCAGCCGGAACCGCCGGAGCCGCUGCAGGAGCCGCCCGCGCAGCCGGAGGCAUAUCAGCCUCAAGCAUCGCAGCCGCCGCCCGGCCCAGCAGCGCAGCUGCCUAACAGUGUGCAGGCGCCCGGCGCCGCCUCCGACCUUCUGGGCCAGCUGCACACACUGCCGCCGCACAUGCAGCAGUAUGUGGUCUCCACGCUGGCGUCGCUGUCCUCGCAGCUGGACAACCUGCGCGCGCUCGUCGCCAGCCACCCGCACACGCAUGUGGCUCAGCUUGGUAACUCGGCGCGCGCUACCUUGGUGCCGGGCUCAGCGCUGCUGGCUUCCGGCCUGACGGGCGGUCUGCCCCUUAGCCUGUUGGGCGGCUUGGGCCUCGCCGGCGGCGGCGGUCUGGCCGGCUGGCCGGGAUCGGCUGCGGGUGCGGGGCUGGCGGCGGCUCGCUCAGGACUGGUGCGCUGGCCCAACACCGUCGGCCCCAGCAGCUCUAUGGCAUCGAUCGACAUGUUGGCAGCGGAGGCGCUGGUGGGGUUGGGGCUGGAGCAAGAUGAGGUGGCGCCGGCGGCCGCGCCGGCCGCGGCUGCUGGCGCACGCGGCGCGGGGGCCGGAGGCUCGGCGGCCGCGGCCCGCGGCGCCCGGCUGGGCGGCAUGGCGGUGCCUGAGAGCGGCUGGGAGGUCGAGGCGGCGAUGUGGCCGCCGGCGCAGGAGCAGGCGGGCGGCAGCCGCGGCCCACCGGCCCACCAGCCGACACGCAGCUGCCGGUCGCUGCGGCACCUUGCAAUGACGCUGCCUCCGGUGCAGGCGCAGGGGUUGCAGGCGGUGCCGGCGCAGCAGCAGCAGCAGCAAGGGCAAGCGGCGGCGCUGCGAAAUGGGGCGCCGCUCUGCACGUCCGCCGAGCCCGGUGACGUGGCGCCAGAUGGCGCCGCUGCCGCCACCGCAGCACCGGCAGUGGCAGCGGCGACUCCUGAGGCGGCCGCUGGUGCUGAGGGACCUCAGGGCGCCGAGCAGUGCGAGGUGUUUCAGAACGCACAAGCGAAUGAUGCCAUAGCCAACGGUGUCAACGGCGCCAGCGGUGUCGGCAUCGGCUCACGGGCCGCCGAGUCCAUGCCGGGAACGGAGACGCGGGCGUCACCCGAUGCUGCCGAGGCCGCGGGCAACCCCACCUCUGCGGAUGCCGCGGCGAGAUCGCACCUCGGCGCCCCUGCCACCGACGCCCCGGGACCGUCUGCUUUCGGGUCGCAGGAGAAGGAGGAAGAGGAGCAGGGCCUGGCGUGCCGUCGGCUUAUGCCGUUGCUGUCGGGCCAGGCAGCGGCGCAGCGGGCGCUGCUGUCGCAGGCGGGUUUGACGCGGCCGACUGCCGCUGUGCUGCCGCGCAGGCGGACGCCCUACUGGGAGGGGCCGGCGGAGGAGCUGCCGCCGCUGGAGCGGGAGGCGGUGCGGGACCUCCUGCUGGGGAACGAUGCUGACGCGGUGUCGCCGGGCGACCCGGAAUCUCAGGACGCGGCAGAGGCGGGGGCCAGAGACGAUGACCUGGAGGACGGCUCGGAGGUGGACGAAGAGGCGGAGGCGCAGCGGCGGGCGGCGGGCAUCACAGCGGCCCGCGUCAGUGGCGUGGCGGAGGCGUCGCGGCGCAAGCGCCGCCGCGGCAGCAAGCCCGGGAGCGGGCUGCCGCUGCCGAUCAAGGUGUAUGUGGGGCGGCGGCCGGGGCCGGAGGACAUCGGCAAGGAGCGGCCCUACGCGGAGGGCUAUUUUGACCCCCAGGCCUACAUGAGGCGGGAGCCGUGUGUGCUGCAUGACGGCGAGAUGCUGCUGCCCACCAAGUUUGAGAAGUUGGCGCGCAGCAAGCAGCGGUGGACGAUUGGGGUCAAGGUGUUGGAGACGUGCAAGCCCAUCGGCGACUGGCUGCAGGAGCACGGCCUGCCGCUCACCCUGUUCGACCACAACAGCAACAGCGCAAAGGCGAUUGCGUUGGCCAAGAACCGCCAGGGCUCCUCCAAGAGCCGCAAGCCGACAGACGCCGAGCCGCGCGGGGCGAGCCGCGAGCCAGGCGAGCAGGCAGUCGCGGUCUCCGGCGGCGGCCAGUCCCCGGCCGGUGGCAGUGGGGGCGGCCAGUGCCCAGCUGGUGGCAAUGGUGUUAGUGCAGCUGGCGCUGCGCCGCUGGCGGCACCGCCGCCCAGUGCCCUGCCCGGACAGCAGGCGGGCGGCACGUCAGCGGUUGCGGCAACUGCAGCCGGUACUGCACCAGAGGCUGCAGGGGCCUCAAUCAGCCAGUUGGCUGCUGCCAGCACCGGGCUUGCACAGGCCACAGGGUCAACUCCUCAGGACGUGAGCGCACCCGGCGCCGAAUUGCUGCAGCCACAGCCGCAGCUGGGCUGUGCGGGGCGGGUGACCUUUGCAGACCUGCUGCCACGGUCUGCCCGUGACCCGCGGUGCAGGCUGCCUGCGCACCCCGGCAUGGGGUUUGAGCAGGCGCCUGGCUGGCUGCCCCCACACCCGCUGCAGGCGUCUGUGCCAGCACAGGCGCAGGCGCUGCAAGUCCAACAGCCGCAUCCUUUCAUGCAGGCGGUACCGCCGGCUGACAUGCGUCUGCUGCAGCCUCCGGAGCCCCACCAGCAUCCCCGCCAGCACCCCCAGCAGCAGCACCCGCAGCAGCAGCAUUCCCAGCAGCAGCAGGGCACAGCGCAGGUGCAGCCGCUGGGGCCAGCGCCAGGCGUGCGGUCGCCCGGGCAUGCGCUCAAGGUCCGCCGGCUGGUGGGCCUGCAGGGGCCGCCGGGCGGCGUCGCGCCCUGGGCUGACAGGGCGGCCCCGCUCCCGCCCCUGCCUCCGCCUGCAGUCACGGGGAAGAAGCGGGCACUGGAGAGUGCAGCCUUCUUGCCGACCCUCCCUGACUCACAUGCCGCGGCAGCUGCGCCCGCACCGGCGCCGCACCUGUCCCCAUUGCGGUCGCCGGCGCCUGGCUCCGCCGCUGCCGGCGGCUUGGGAGGGCAGGGCAGCCGGCGGGACGGCGCGACGCACUCGCCGCGCAGCUCGGCGCAGCCCUCGCGGCCGCCGCCAGUGCAGCAACGGAACCCUGACGUGCCGCGCUCCGCUCUCCUGGUGCAGCUGAAGCAGGCGGGCCAGGGCGAGUGGCCGCCCAAAAUCCCGCCCGCCCCGAGGCCGCAGCCGGUCCGACCGGGCGUGAAGUGAAGGGCAGGCCUUGGCACCGCGCGGGGCGUCACUGCCGCUGUCGCUAGCGGCCAACAGCAGUACAAGUGGUCGUGGUGGCAGCACAGCCCAAGUUUUGGCUUUGGUUCGACUGUGUAGAGCUCGCACUCGUAUCAGUGCUGUACAAUAAUGCCAGAGGAGAUAGAGCUAGAGAGUUUUACCCGCUGUAAUCCGUCGGUCGGUGGCAACUUCAUGCGAGGGGAGUUUCAGCUAAACUGAGCACAAAGGAGCGCCGGUAGCAGUGUCUUCGAGUCCUAGCUGACGUGCAGGCGACAGUUUGAUGAAGUAAGCGGUUAGGGUCAUGCAGGAUGCCAGGUGGAUAUGAAGAGGGAUGCUGCGGAGGAUGGGGGCGGCACCAGGCGCGCGUCUCCAGACACGUGAUCCCAAUUUGCAGUGGGCGGUCCUGUAGGGUGCACCCCGCUGCGCGUUUCGAGCUCGCAAUAGGGUGCAGUUGUGAUGCAGUAUCACAGGCAGAUUGCUACAGGAGCAUGAUUGUUUGCAGGUGCACACAGCGACGAAAGGAAGAUGGGGCGCCAGGCAGGUUAGUGGCAGUUGCAGGCGAUGCAGCAGGCAGGCGUAGCAGUGUCCCCAGGUGAUGCCGUACCGCUUGCAGUUCGGCCUUAAAUUUAUGGAACUCAUUGGAGGGUAUUGCUACGUGCAAUACGGAAGCCAUACUUGUUGUAAGUGCAUAGGCUGGUAUAGGUGGGCACAGGAGCUGCUUAGGCGGGCAGCUUGAGUGGCCGUGUGCGUGCGUGUCUAGGCGCCAACAGGGCGCAGUGUGCAGAUGCCGACUGGAGACGUGUGUGCAGUAGGCAGUCGAUGGAUACGUACGUGUGUGCAGAGUAGUAUAGGAAUCAGGGUGGUGAGACGCGAAACGACGCCGCCUGGCGAUGAAGCUUAGAUUGCAUUGGCUACAAGAGGGACCUGUUGACGCGGGUCGCGAGCGAUAUCUGCUCUGGACCUCGAGGGCGUGCUACCUGCAACGCCGAUGACCCACUCUAGGAGCUUAUGCAGGUGCGGCGAGAGCAGACAGAGACGCCAGAUCGCAUUAAGUGCAGGCACGUGCAGGCGCGCAUGGAGCGGUGCAGUGGAGUUGCGCUGGGUCGCACCUGCAAUGGGUUGCAGGUCAUACAGGAUUGAAGGCUAGUUAUGACUGUACGCACAAGCCGCUGCGGCCCAGCAGCUGAGACCCAUGCAAGCGGACGGAUGCAAUGGUGUCGGCCCAUC